UCUCCGUCUGUGUCGCAUUCCCCUGCGCUCCGCCAGCCUUCUGUUUGUGAUGAGGCGGGAAAUGGCGUCCGAAGACUCGGCUGUUCUGUGACUUAUCCACUGAGAGACGGACACAGCUGGCGGCAACAACCACGGAUCGACCUCUACCGGUGGCCGCCACAGUCGCGGCCGAGACUGACAACGGUCUGGCGGGUUUUCACGAGCAUCCGAAAUCUUCGGCCAUGCUAGAGAUAUGGAUACAGGUGGGAGUGCUGCGUUAUUCAGCGUUUUUUUAUGUGACGUCGGAGCAUGAUGAGGCUGAGAGUGCGUAAAGCUCCUCAGCAGCUAAACAAAGGCCACCGAACGCACCCGUCCCAGGCCAAACGAAAACACAGAGAGGUGGAGACAUCCCCGCUGAGAGGUCGAGGCAAAAUGCAGAAGAAUGAGACCGGGCUCCUCUCCACUAUAAAGAAAUUCAUCCGUGGGAAUGCCGUCAAGGGAAUUGAGGAAGGAUUCCAGUUAACCUCACGUUUUUUUAUAAAUGUGGAGCAGGAAAUCCCAGCCAAGAGAAGUCGUAUUGAUUGUAAUUCAGACAAUGACCUCAUUUCUUCAACACCCCCGACCCGAGAUCUGUCCAACAAGUCGGUCUCAAGAGUUUGUCGAAAAACUCAAAGUAAAGACACAAUGACCUGCAACAGUAAACCCAUGAAACCUAAUGGUAAACUGGAGGCCCCUGUUGACUCAUUAAGCAGCCCACCUCGCACAACCCUACUGGGAACCAUCUUCUCCCCGGUUUUCAACUUCUUCUCACCAGCAACUAAAACUGCCACUCCAGGCUCAGAUUCGCCGGGCCAAGCAGUGGAGGCAGAGGAAAUCAUUAAACAGCUGGACAUUGAGCAAGCAGAAGAAAUGCCGAGCAGUACUCUGACAUCCAGGGAAGGAAUCACUCCGUGUCACACUGUCCAAAUGUUACCACAGAGGCUUCAGGUCACCUCUGACACAACCAUCGAAGAAGGAGAAAUCGCCACCGAAGCUGACAUACCCCCAUUAACAGCUCCUGGGUGUAUGCCAGAUGGCAGCUACCCACACUCUUUACCUUCAGCACCUGCGGAAACCUCUUAUGAUGAGGACUGGGAAGUUUUUGACCCGUACUUCUUCAUCAAGCAUGUGCCUCCACUGACAGAAGAGCAGUUAACUCGUAAACCAGCACUACCUUUGAAAACCCGCAGCACACCUGAUUUCUCUCUCGUCCUGGACCUGGAUGAAACUUUAGUCCACUGCAGUUUGAAUGAACUAGAAGAUGCAGCCCUGACAUUCCCUGUGCUCUUUCAAGAUGUAAUAUACCAGGUCUAUGUGCGAUUGAGGCCCUUUUUUCGAGAGUUUCUUGAGCGCAUGUCUCAGUUGUACGAGAUUAUUCUCUUCACUGCUUCAAAAAAGGUCUAUGCAGAUAAGUUGCUCAACAUCCUGGAUCCGAAAAAACAGCUAGUUAGACAUAGACUGUUUCGGGAGCACUGUGUUUGUGUUCAAGGAAAUUAUAUUAAAGACCUGAACAUCCUCGGGCGGGAUCUUGCAAAGACGGUUAUAAUCGACAACUCACCCCAAGCCUUUGCCUAUCAGCUUUCUAAUGGAGUCCCAAUCGAGAGCUGGUUUGUGGAUAGAAAUGACAACGAGCUUUUAAAGCUUAUCCCCUUCCUUGAGAAACUCGUGGAGCUGAACGAAGACGUCAGACCGCACAUCAGAGAACGGUUUCGUUUGCAUGACCUCCUUCCUCCAGACUGAGGGGCCUUCAUUCAUGCCUCACUUCAACAACAGGAUACAUUCAGUGGUUUUCUCUCUGCGUACACUUUGCCAUUGCUUUUAAAAGAAAAGAAAAAAACAUGUUAAAAAAUCAAAAAGCUCUAUUUGAUUUAAAAAGUCCUGGAUGUUCAUACAAGGUUGAAUAAGAGCAGACGACCUUCUGGAGGGUAGUUUGUCUCCAACGCAACCAUUUUGGAUUGACGAAAGUGAAUGUCGCGUGAUGUUUGUUCAAACGGACCAUGUCGGUUUCAGCCUGACCUUAAACGGCCGGUCAAACCUGUAUAUUAUUCAUUCUAGUUACUUGUAAAUAUAUGUACAUAAUUGUUUCAUUUCUUUUUUCUUCAAGGUUUUUAAGUCAUUUUAUUUCCACUUUGGAUUUUAGUAUGUACUCUAUUGAUUGGUUGCUUUUAUAAAACCCACAAAAUGUCGUGUUUUCUUUGAAAUUGUUAAGCAGCUGCUUUUUCGGUUUGUAUGCCUGCAGUAUUCCUGUGAUGCUUUACCCCAUUACAUGCAGUUGUCUGAAAUAAGGUGCAGUUGAAAGAAAAAGUAUCUUUAGGGGUAAAAUGUUUCUGAAAUAUUUUAAAAUCAAGAUAUAUAAGCUAGGAUAAGGUCUCAAAUGAAUACAAAGCCAUAAUGGCCAAACAAUAAUUUCAGAGAUUUGUACGUAAGAAUCCAGUUCUGAUUUCGACACUUUGAUGAGGGGAUUUGUGUGUGUGUGUUGGGGGGCAUCUUGCACUUUGACCCUUUGUAAGUUGAUAUGAUUAAAUCUUGUCACUUUUGUAUGCAUCACCUAAAUUUGUUAUUUGGAGGAAAGAAAAGAAAAUUGUAGCACCAGCAAAUUGCCAACAUGAUUGCUAUUAAAUCUUGUUUUUCCAAAACGUCUUGUAUGUCGGAUCUCUGAUGUGAGUCACGAGUUUUAUUGACUUGAAUGAUCACUCCUGGUGUAUUCAGUGUUCCUUAAUGGUUUUCUUGGAAAUAAAUACAUUUUUAUAUGA
This is a messenger RNA of Girardinichthys multiradiatus, 2771 nucleotides long. It is a transcript of the gene ctdspl2a, whose product is annotated as CTD (carboxy-terminal domain, RNA polymerase II, polypeptide A) small phosphatase like 2a. The record is from RefSeq and is a predicted model, not a curated record. NCBI's taxonomy places the organism in Eukaryota, Metazoa, Chordata, Actinopteri, Cyprinodontiformes, Goodeidae. The coding region runs from base 289 to 1758 and encodes 489 amino acids. Gene Ontology annotation, molecular function: phosphoprotein phosphatase activity. The transcript is spliced from 15 exons.